Xenia sp. Carnegie-2017 is the source of this 1994-nucleotide messenger RNA. RefSeq lists its product as uncharacterized. The coding region runs from base 203 to 1768 and encodes 521 amino acids. The transcript is spliced from 2 exons. Lineage: Eukaryota; Metazoa; Cnidaria; Anthozoa; Malacalcyonacea; Xeniidae. The record is from RefSeq and is a predicted model, not a curated record.
GCUAAGAGUGGAAAUUGGCAGCGCGAGCUGAUGCUCCUCGCAAGCUCGCAGCGAGAGCAUUUUGCGAUGAGUGGAAAAGGGCCUUAAGGCAAUCAUUUUUUGAGUAAUGGUAAAUGUGAUAUAGUUUUAUAUUUAAUCUGUCCUUUCAUCUUUGCUGCCCUGGCAUACUUCUCUAGCGUGGAAAUUUUCCAACGCUUUUAGGAUGAAUAAAUAUCCAAUCAUUGGGAAACGUGAACGUUUUAAAAUCAAGGAAAAGCGAACUACUAAAAACAAUGAAGAUGUUGAGAAAUAUGUGACUGUUCUUGGCGACUGGCGUUCCCAAUUGCGUACCCUAGACAGACAUGAAAAUGCUGGCAGAACUGACCGCCACUUAAUUCGCUCAUUUUGUGUUCUUCAUCAGUGUCUUGUAUUUUGUUGUAUCUUGUUGGACAAGGUAAAGACAUUAUUGUCUGAUAAAGGCAAACUCACUUAUGAAAAGAUAAAUCAACUGAAUGAUCUAAAAGUAGAUCUCUACAAGUUAACCAAGCUUCUCGAUGAAAUAAAUCUGAUCUACAACAAUUUUUGUGGCUUUAAGCAAGAAAUUACAAUUGAGUAUGUGUAUGAAUUUAAUCUUGAUAAUGCUUUGAGUAGUAUAGAAAGUGCCAUUUCCAAUCUAAACCAUCCUGAGAUAAAUGAUCUCUUUGACUUGGAUAUCACCCCAGAAGAUGUUCUGUGCUCAGUGCUUGGUUUGAAAGAUGAGUUUGCUUGCAGGCUUCUCGAACUAACUCCUUACAUGAGAAAACACAAAAGUGAAAAGGUACAUUUGCUAAGGUUCUUGAAGAAGUUUAAGGAAGAAGACAGCUUAAAAGAUCUCAGAGAUAGUGAAAAGGUUGCUAAAAUCUUGUGCAAGAUUGGUUUUACAAAGCAUCGAUCUGAAUUUAUUGCUAAGUGGAUAACCAGCAUGCCAGAUCCGAAUCACAAACCAAUUUUAUCCUGGGUGGAAACUUACAUUGAAGAUCAUUUUAAGUAUGAUAUCUUCUUAAAUGAUCAAGUUUCGUAUUUUCCUUUCAAAAAUGAUAAUCAAAAUGAAUGGUUUACUGUGAAUAUCCCAUGUUUAGAUGAAGAGGGAAGACAUAGUCAUCCUAUAAAUAUGAUCAAUGUUGCAUCGCAAGAAGAUGCCCUACACCAUGUUGGAUCAAAAGUUGCUGAAAUAAAUGAAAAUAAUCCUGUGACAGAAGUAUAUUUCCAUUGUACUGAUCACGAAAGUGCUGUGGAUAUUCUGGAAAUUGGAAUUGUGCUGGGUUUUGGUCGAAAGAAAUCAGACUUCUCUGAUGGAGAAGGUUUCUACAUGGUAAAUAAUGCAAAGUUCUCAUUAGAGCAAUAUGGAUUGAGCAGUACACAUCCAGCUAUUAUCAUGUUUGAUGUGAGUCCUCAAAAACUGAGCAAGUUUAAAGGAAUUGAUUUAUCCAGUGCUGAAAAAGAAGAAGAUUGGAAAUUGAUUGUUGAGUAUUUUCGCUCAGGUAGCCAUGGUAUUGGUAAUUUACCUAAGAAUUUGUUCUCACACAUAAGACAAUGUGAUUACAUCAGAGGGCCUGUUUCUAUUAAUGGUUCUAUUGAAAAUAACACAUUAUCUCAAGGUGUUGAACAAAUUUGCAUAAAGAAACGAGAAUUGGACAAGCAAAUAGGGCAUCCAUCAUCAAUUUUAGGAGCCAUUUUUCUUAAAGCUCAUGAACUGAUUCAAAAGGAAAAUGAGCUUGGCAGUAAAUCUCGUCUACCUUUAAUCUUAUAAGUAACUGGUGUUAUACCCAAGAACAGUUGGUAUAACAUAUUUUAUUGUAUACUUAUAUCUAGAACCAACAGUAGAUCAUUGUAGACUAUGAUUAUCUUUUUACUAUUUAUACCUGAACAUCGAGAUAUACUCAAGUUUGGAAACGAACUAUUUACUGCUUGUUGUAGAUUAGAUAAUUUGAUUUGGCUUUUGUAUGAUGUCAUGAUAAAUAUUAAAAAAAUUGGAA